GUCUUUCCUCAAGAUUCUGCCUUUGGGAGUAAUGGUAGACGAUUACAUCAAUGACAUGCUGCAGGACAAGGAUUGCUGCCUUUGCAGUGACCGCUGCAGAUGCUGCCACGUGUCCCCUGAACAACACCAUGCAUCUCGAAAUGACGUUCCCAGUAUCGAUCACCAAGUUGGACACCGUUCGGAGGAUCGUGCACUCUCCAAGCAUGCCGAGCAGGACCACAGGCCUGAAGGAGGGUUAGACUUUCCAAAAGAAGCGUUGGAUUUCAUGCAGGUCAUCAGGGAGGUCAGGUCUCGGCUCAGGGAAGGGGAGAGUGGAAUUCCCUCUGCAGCGGAACUUGUGGAGAUCGCCUUUCGGACUUGGAGACGUGGAACAGAUAGACCCCAUUCCGUCGCGUUCUUUCUUGUCGAGCUAUGGCGAGGCGUGUUUUACCCGAAGCCCUGGGAAGAGAGAGUCGUCAUCCCGACUGUUGUAGCGAUGGAACAGAUUCUGCGCGCAUCUGCUUCAUUCAAUGAGCUAGAGACGGCCUUUGUGUGCAUGCUUGUCGAGAGGUGCCGUAACCCUUUCAAGAUAUGUGGCAACAGGAGGAGUGCGUUGCGGACACUACUGGAUGUGACUGAAGAUGACAUUGCUCGACAAGAUGCACAGUACUGUCUUGCCUUUCGAGCUAUAGCACUCUUUGAGCUUCAGUUCAUCCUUGCCCAUGCCAUUCAUAACAUUGCGGACGAUGACGAGGACCUUCGGGAGCUAGAUGACCAAUCUGAAAUGCCUCUGCAUGUGGCGCGCAAAAUUUGGAAAAGACUCCGGUCAGACUGGCUCCCGGACGGACUGCUGCCAUUGCAGGAGCCGUCGGUUGCUGACACUCUCGCUGUGCAGUUGGACCCCACAAUGUCAUUGCCAUCUGGUAACCUACUACCAUUAGGUAGUGAGGCCAACUUCUGUAAAUCCAUGGAGUUCACAUGUGCUCAUCACGUACUAACUUAUUCAGACGCAGAGAAGGAUGACGCCUACAACGUGUUAUUGGCAAUCACGGCGACAAAGCAAAGAAUUGUAGAGGCUAAGAGUCUGGGUCUUGUUGAGGAGGCUUACCUGGGGUAUCAAGAUCUUGCAAACAAGGCUGCUUUUGAUACAGCUACAGGUGACUGGACGACCAAGGAAUGCAUGGACCUACUAGCCAAUGUGGUCGCCUUCUGCCUUAGACGGGGUUACAAAAAAUGGAGUUUAGAGGUGUUUGAUCUUAUGGACAUUGUAGGAGAGCUCAGGACGCCGUAUGAAGAUAGCGAUCACAUAAUCAGCUACGAGGGUGUACAUUUGAGGUUAGCAAAGGAAGUCGCGAUGGCUAAUGAGGCAUGCCUUGAAGCACAGAUGAGGGAGUUGCGGGUCGUGUGCCAACUUGGCCAGGAUUUGUUCACGCUUAAGCAAGUUGACUCGUCGAGGAUGCACUGGAAAGAUGCGAUCAGAUUGCACAGCUUCAUCCUCCAACGGUUUGGUAAUCCAUUGGCGUACUACCCACUAGAGGCGAUUGGGCCAUUGUGGGCCAAGUGUAAGGACGGGCUUGCGAUGCUUUGCGCACAGCAUGAAGACUACAACAGCAGUGUCCGGUUGUAUGUGGAGAUUGGAGAAGUGUACAAGGAGUUAGAAAUGCUAAGCCCUUUUACAGAAGCAUGGUGGCUGCUCCAGAGGGCUCACUUGAGUCUCUGUGUUAUGCAAGAAGGGCUUGUCGUCGCCGGAACGGAAGACCCUGGAGAACUUCUGGACAAGGCAGAGGAAAGGCUUGAGGAAAUGAAGACAAUGGACACCUCUGCAACUUGCAAUCGCAUCAAGACACAUAUUCUGUGCCUGCGAACUUGGAUUCUUGUUGAGAAGGAAGAAAGUGGAAGGGCAUUAGAGAAUGCGGAGGUUCUUGCAGUGACCUCUGGCCGGUAUCGCUUUUUCCAACUGACUUCAUGUCUUUACAAUACGCUUGGUAAUUAUCAGCAAGCUGCGCAAGUGAGAGUUGAGGGUCUCACUUUGUUCAAGAGCAAGCAGCGGUCACUUGGAGUGGGUGGGACUCUGCCUGAGGUGUGGCUCUCGAUGUACGGAGGGGUAGAAGUAGACGGAUUCCGGGAUGCGCAGAUCGAUUGCCACAAUCGAGAUGAUGCCUCCGGAGCGCUUGUCUGGAGCGAGUGGUCGCAUCACAGGCUUGCCUCAUCGGUACUCAUGUCCCGCAAGCAAAUGGCUCGGGGGUCGGGAAACAGCAAUGAUACGGUGACAAGCAGGCGAUCUUCUGCAGGAGACGAUGACGAUGGCAAAGAAUCUGAGAUACCUUUUGAGCAGUUCGACUCUGACAUGGAGGCAGCCUUGCGGAUGAUUCAGAUAGGUUGUGAGGCAUGUGGACCCACAACCACAAUGAUAGAGUACCAUUUCUCCCCGGGGACCGAUUCCCGGGAUGAGAUACUUAUGAUCUAUGUUCUGACUGUAAGGAAUUGGAAUCUGAUGAGCGUGGCAAGGAUGUACAAACCAUCAAAAGGUGUUGAGGUUCAUGUGAARAAGCUGAUGGAGGUAAUGAAUUCAGACACAUUGGAGAUGGGACCUACUAGUACUGGAGUUUGUUCCAACUUGGAGYUGGCACAUGAUCUUCGAGGCAACAAUAAGAACAAUACGUCGAUGAACAAUCGGGCUGGGSUCGGUUGUCCGAACUCGAAGAAGUCGCCAGUCACUUCUUCAACAACACCUCCUACUUUGUCUGCACCUGCAGCAAGAGAUAGGCUAGGCAAGAAGUCACAACAUAGAAGAACCUCCAAAGCCAUCCUCGAGAAACUAUACAAACUGCUCAUUGCGCCAGUAGAAGAAGUCCUCGCGGAYGUCACCCAAGAUGACAAGCUGGUUUUCGUACCACAUGGUAUUCUUUGGAAUGUGCCUUUUGCUAUUCUCAGAGAUGGAAAGCGACGAGGAUCAUCGAACAAGCCAUAUUACCUGAUUGAGCGGCACACAAUUGGUGUAGUCCCGGCGGCUCAUCUUCUUCCCAUCUUGCGCGAGGGAAGUGAAAAUCUCUUGAAGAAGAUGUGCCCUGAMGAUGUCAAAGAGAACCAUGGCAUGGGUGAACAAGGGUCAUCAUGGAAGUCUGUUGUUCUUGGUGAUCCUUUUCCUGCUGCAUAUGGCAUGGACCCACUGCCUGCGGCACGAGAGGAGGCCAGGGAGAUCUACGAUCUUUUGGCACCUGGGACUGCAACUCUUCUCAUUGGAACAGAUGCCACCAAACCACAAGUARUGCAGAGACUCAAGCGCGGUGCUCCCRUUGCCCAUUUCGCCACACAUUUGCUAGUGGGGUCCAGAGCAGAGAUAAAAAGGGACAUAGACACUGCAGACAUGGGUUUGCUGGUCCUUGCUGAUCUAUGCUCUCAAUCGGAUGCACCCCCUCUUAACCCCUCGUCCCGGCCACUAUCUUCACCCCCUCCCAACCCCCUUCUGCCCUUCAUUAGUGGCAUCAAAUGCGACAGCAGUGAAGGCUCUCUGCCGACCGCUGAAGAGAACAUUACAGAGGUUACAGCAGGCCUCAACGUCCAUCCGUCGCGAUCCGUCCUKACAAGCGUCAAYCAUAGUGCAGUGGAAUCUUAUACCGAUAAUAGAGACAACACACCAACAUCUCUGCAGACUCUCCCUCAUGAUCCUGUUUGUGGUACCUCAGUCAUUCCUCCACCCACAGGCAAGCCUAAGACUACCGCGGAUCGCCGUCUGCAAGACGAUGGUCAAGACAAUGCAACAGGUGAUAUCAYGUACGACUCCAAAGAAUCGUCCGCUGAAGAGAUGUUUCUAGAGCRUGUUAGCAGUAACUGUUUUGAAUUUGAAGACGAUGAUGAUGAAGACGACGAUGAUGACGAUGAUGAUGAUGAUGACGAUGAUGAUGAAGAUGACGAUGAUGACGAUGAUGAUGAUGAUGAUGAUGAUGAUGAUGAUGAUGAUGAUGAUGAUGACGACAACCUGCUUUGGGAGCCACAACACUGGGGUGCCUUCAUCUCGGUGGUUGGGCGAGAGAUGGAUUCGGUGGGGGAGUUACAACAUAGAGCUGAGGAAUGGCUUAUCACAUUGGACGAGGGAUGCAACUUGAAGCAGCUGCGAACGAUAGUGGGGAUGAUCAUGCUGCGGCAGGAGGGGGCGGAGAUCGAUGGGGGGGCGAUCUYGGAGCAGUGGUUAGCAGACAGGAUCCAGGAGAUGCUAGACGUCAUGUGGGAGCUGGAGGAGGGRCCGGAUCCCCGGCUUGAGGCCUACAUCAACUGGAGAAGGGUGAAUGAUAGGAUGGGUGUUUGUAAUUCCCUCUUUAUAAUGGGCUGCAAUCUUCGCAACCAGCUAGAGGCCCGGCAGGGUAUGCACGAGAUGGGCGACAAGGGAGACAUGGAUGAAUGGGUGGAGGGCGGAUUGGAUGAAGACGAAGACAAUUGCAGAGACAACACUGACAACACCAAGGGCAACAACAACAACAACAAUAUCAAGUACAUCGACAUCAACGGCAUCAACGGCAUCAACGACACCAACAACAAUAACAACAAGAUCAACAACAAGGACGGCGACGACARCAGYGAUGACUACGGCAACAACGGGCCAAACAACAACAACAACGGCUGCGACGACCACGACAGCAGCGGGGUGGAGAGCGAAAACAACAACAACAACAAUAACACCAACACCAACACCAACAMCAACAACAACAAUGGCUGCGAUGACCAUGGCAGCGGYGGGGUGGAGAGYGAUGUCCGCGCAUCUGAGUUUUUCAUCAGSGGAAUUGGGGAGUUGCCGUGAGCAGACGUGGAGGGGACUGGGGUUGUCCUCGGUAGCAGCAGGGUUGACUACGACACAUCUCWUAUCAUCAUUAGCAUGCUGGGAGAGAUGCCGCAAGCAGACGUGGUGGGGAUUGGGGAUGACAACAACAACAAUAACGAUGAGGGCAACAGCAUCGAUGACGACGACAACAAUUACCAUGGCAGCAGCGGGGCAGAGAGCAUCAGGCGGAAGGGUGAGAGGUUGUAUGCUGACGUGGUGGGGAUUGGGGUUGACAUAGAUAAAAAGCUGACCAUCUU
This is a messenger RNA of Chara braunii, 5052 nucleotides long. NCBI's taxonomy places the organism in Eukaryota, Viridiplantae, Streptophyta, Charophyceae, Charales, Characeae. The record is from the annotation of a GenBank genome assembly.